AUGCAAGCACACCUUUCGGCUAUUCACGAUGAGAUGUGGGGUGUUAUAGAAAAUGGCCCCAUCAUGAUAACAAUGGUCAACACGCAAGCAGCAGCUCAAGGAGCAGAUCCUACAGUGCUGAUUCCAAAGCCUAAGUCCCAGCUCACCUCAGAAGAAAAGACGAGAGCAAACCUUAACAACGUUGUGCGUGACAUCCUAUAUAAGUGUCUGGACGAUUCAUUGUUUCCAAGAGUGAGAAAGUGCAAGACAACCAAACAAAUAUGGGAUACCCUCAUGGAUCUAGGUGAGGGAGAUGAGCAAGAAAAGGACAAUAAGCUAACCAUGGCUAUGAAGAGAUUCGAAGACUUCAAGAUUCUUCCUAAUGAAAUAAUUGGCGAAAUGGAGUUUCGGUUCACAAAUCUUCUUGUAGACAUCUCUGACCUUGGCAAGGAACCAACUCAAAAGGAGAUCAACUUGAAGAUUCUCCGUGGAUUACCAAAAGCAUGGGAUAUGAAACUGACUGCCAUGAGAGAUCACCGAGACCUAAAAUCCAUUCAAACAACUAAAAUAUUCAGUGACCUCAAAGCUUAUGAGUUCGAGAAUGAGCCCAAGGAAAUUGAGGAACCCGAAACCAUAAAUAUCGCGCUUGCAGAUAGUAAGCAAACUUCUACUUCAAACAGGUCAAAUUCUAACCCAUCUGAAUUUUUAUCUGACGAACAGUUUUCUCUAUUUGUGCGAACAUUUAAAAGGUUCAUAAGAAAGAACAAAUUUCAAAAGCUGCAAACAUUCCCAAGUUCCUCAAACCGAAGGCAAGCAGAAAGAUCAUCCUAUCCCAAGAAAACGGAGACGGAGGAAGCUCAGGUGCUAUGCUACAAUUGUAGAAAGCCAGGACAUUUCAAGGCAAACUGUCCCCAUCCCAUUGUCCGCAAAUACCAUGAUAAGGAACCUAUCACGAGCUCUCCAAUCGAAAGAAAGGAUGCACCCGAAUCGAAAAGAGGAAACAACCGACAAGAGUCCAAUCUGUCACGACACGAAAGAAGAAGGAUAGCAAUGGUCGUGAAUGAAUCAAAUGAAGUGGUUGAACCCGAAGAGAGCACGUCAAGCUCCAUUUCAGAUAUCGAAAGUUCAGAAGCUGAAAAAGUGCUCCUCUGUUUGUUUAGCCGAGAGGAAAAUGAAAAUCAUAUAUGCCUGAUGGCCAACCAUGAUGAGGUAAACUCUCAACCCUCCUUUUCUACUCAAAUAGAAUCUAGUUCUGAGAGUGAAGAAAGUUCCAAUGAAUCAGUUAACAAAAUGAUAAGGGACUUUGAAGUUGUAAAAAACACAUACUCCAAGUUGAAAGAAGAGAACUCUCGACUUAUGAUCAGUUAUGACGAGCUCAGAAGCGUUAGAAUAAAAAACAUAGAGCUAGCGAUCACCAAUGAUCAACUCGAGAAGCAGGUUCUUCUUCUUAAGGAGCAGUGCACAGAAAGAGAAUUACGGGAACAAAAUCUGCGUGAGGUUAUUGCAUUAUUUACCAAUUCAUCUAAGAUGAUAGAUAGAAUGGUGAAUGCAUCAAGACUGCUAAGGGAAAAAGCCAGAAUUGGCUAUAGCCGAAGCUCCCCAUCACAAAUCUUGUUGAACAAACCCACGGAUCCUUCUUCCAAUGGAGUAAAAAAUCUGUGUUUGUUCAAGGACCAACUCAGAUGCCCGAGCCAAUGA
Ipomoea nil (Japanese morning glory) is the source of this 1677-nucleotide messenger RNA. RefSeq lists its product as uncharacterized. NCBI's taxonomy places the organism in Eukaryota, Viridiplantae, Streptophyta, Magnoliopsida, Solanales, Convolvulaceae. The coding region runs from base 1 to 1677 and encodes 558 amino acids. The transcript has a single exon. The record is from RefSeq and is a predicted model, not a curated record. Gene Ontology annotation, molecular function: nucleic acid binding; zinc ion binding.